This is a messenger RNA of Prunus avium (sweet cherry), 1433 nucleotides long. RefSeq lists its product as uncharacterized. Lineage: Eukaryota; Viridiplantae; Streptophyta; Magnoliopsida; Rosales; Rosaceae. Gene Ontology annotation, molecular function: aldose 1-epimerase activity; carbohydrate binding. The record is from RefSeq and is a predicted model, not a curated record. Gene Ontology annotation, biological process: beta-D-galactose catabolic process via UDP-galactose, Leloir pathway; glucose metabolic process.
GUCAACACAACCGGCUAAACACCUUGAGAGCUUAAGCAUAAUCACCAAACUGCUCUCUGACUUGUGUCUGUGUUUGGAAAGUCCUCUGCGUCUCACACUGUUUUCAUGUACACCCAUUAAUCUCUUUAAUUCUCCCCAUCUCAUUAAAUUGUUGUCACAUAUUUUCUCAUUCUUUGCCAAGAAAAAUAUGGCCAAAAUUUGUGUGCUGCUUUGUUUCACCCUCCUAGCUGCUUCUGGGUUUGCCAAUGUUUCUGGUUCUGAACCAAAGGGGAAGAAGGUUGGCAUAUAUGAGCUCAAGAAGGGGGAUCUUUCAGUCAAAUUCACGAACUGGGGUGCAACUAUCAUCUCCCUUGUCUUCCCUGACAAAAAUGGAAAGCUGGCUGAUGUAGUUCUUGGGUACGAUACAAUCAAGGAGUACACGAAUGAUACUUCAUACAUUGGUGCUAUUGUUGGAAGGGUUGCUAACAGAAUUGGAGGAGCUCAAUUCACAUUGAAUGGAACUCAUUACAAGCUAGUUGCUAAUGAAGGAAAAAACAUUCUUCAUGGUGGGCUUAUAGGAUUUAGUGAUGUUGUUUGGAAAGUGCAGAAGUAUCAGAAUGAAGGCGAUGCUCCUCACAUUGUCUUCACCUACCAUAGUGCAGAUGGUGAAGAAGGAUUUCCUGGUGAUCUGCUAGUCACAGUAAGCUACACUCUCCUUGGAGACAAGCAAUUGAGUGUCAAAAUGAAAGCCAAGGCUCUAAACAAGCCUACCCCAGUGAAUCUAGCUCAACACACCUACUGGAACCUUGGUGGUCACAACUGCGGUGAUGUUCUGUCCCAAUAUAUCAAGAUCUUUGCAUCCCAAAUCACUCUGGUAGACAGCCAUCUCAUUCCCACUGGCAAGUUUGCAUCUGUGAAAGGAACCCCUUAUGAUUUCCUCAAACCAAAAGCCGUUGGCAGCAGGAUCAACAAGCUGGCCAGCGGUUACGACAUCAACUACGUGCUUGAUGGAGGAGCAGGCAACAAGUUGAAGCCGGCAGCGGUGGUGUAUGAUAAGAAGUCGGGAAGGGUUUUGGAGCUGUCAACAAAUGCUCCUGGUUUGCAGUUUUACACAAGUAACUCUCUCAAGGAUGUGAAGGGAAAAGGUGGUUUUGUAUAUGAACCACAUGCAGCAUUGUGUUUGGAGACUCAAGGAUUUCCUGAUGCAGUCAAUCACCCUAAUUUUCCGUCAACGAUUGUGACUCCAAAAAAGCCCUACAAACAUAAUAUGCUGUUUAAGUUUUCAACUAAAGCACCAUAUGCCUCAUAAGUUUCAUAACAAGAAGAGUGUGCAUAUAACUCUUUAUUUGUAAUCUUGAGGAAAUGACAUCGUUUUACCUUUUGUAGUUUGAGUUUCUUGUAAGGUUAGGCCUUUGAAUUAAUAAAUGUCAUGAUACAUCCUAAUGAUUUUCUUA